AUGUCUACCUCCAUUGACCAGCGCAAGUUCCUCGCGGAGGCUGCGGAGUCGCUGAGCUUAUCCAGUCCCUCGACGGCGGCAUAUCUGCUGGCGCGACACACCCAGAUCCUCCACGAGGAGUCCAAAUCGCUGACCUCUCGCCAGAGAGAACAUUACUGCGGUGCCUGUGGCAGCAUUCGACAGGCUCAAUGGACUAAAAAGGCGGAAAUCAAGCCGAAAAAGACAGCAGUCGUGUCUGGUGGUGCGACCGUCUAUCAGUGCUUGCGCUGCCAUCGGCGCACGGUCAAUCCCCAUAAAAAGGCAGCGCCGACCAGGGCAAUGCCUCGAGCUGUGGCCGCGACAGCAUCUCCUGGCCUUCCGGUCACCACGGCCGUCGGAGUAUCAUCCUCGCAGACAAGCCAAGCAACAUCCGACUCGGCAGAUACGCAGGCCACCAAAGCCGCCGACAACGUCAAUAGCAAGAAACGAGCCAAAGCCCGCAAGCAAGGUGGACUGCAGGCCUUACUGGCCUCCAAACAACGCCCCCAGACAUCCUCCUCACUCGACCUGCUCGACUUUCUGAAUCAGGCCUGA
This is a messenger RNA of Penicillium riverlandense, 573 nucleotides long. RefSeq names its product ribonuclease P Rpr2/Rpp21/SNM1 subunit. The record is from RefSeq and is a predicted model, not a curated record. Lineage: Eukaryota; Fungi; Ascomycota; Eurotiomycetes; Eurotiales; Aspergillaceae. Gene Ontology annotation, biological process: RNA processing. The transcript has a single exon. Bases 1 to 573 code for a protein of 190 amino acids.